Baudoinia panamericana UAMH 10762 is the source of this 252-nucleotide messenger RNA. RefSeq lists its product as uncharacterized. The record is from RefSeq and is a predicted model, not a curated record. Bases 1 to 252 code for a protein of 83 amino acids. Lineage: Eukaryota; Fungi; Ascomycota; Dothideomycetes; Mycosphaerellales; Teratosphaeriaceae. The transcript has a single exon.
AUGGAGGGGUUGACCAAAACACGACAACCACCACCUACAACCGGCUGUGACCGUCGGGCAGACACUUCCAGUGAUUCGAGACGGCUCACCCCGAAGCGUCGUGAUGCCGACGGUAUUCGUACACUACGUGACAGACCAUCUCUGCGGAUCUCCAGUCUUGGCGGGGCAUCUCGCUGCCAAAGCAAAGCGAGCACUACUGAUGCCGCAGUCAAAGUCUUCCUUCAGAGCAGACCACUCGGUCGUUGUUCAUGA